AUGGCGAAGAACAAGCCUAAGACGGAUAACUCCCGUGCAGCACGCCGGGCAGCGUCCCCCAGCUUGGACGUGGACAAGUCCUUGACCUCUUUGCCCCGAGCUGAAUCUCCAAACGUUAAACGUCCCUCCGUCUUGUCCGAUCGCAGGAAUUCUGGUAUCCAGAAGAAGCAGAAGCAGAAGAAGUUGACAAGGGCACAGCGUUUGAGACAGCAGAAGGGCAUGGAUAGAGCUGAGGCGGUCUUGGACCAGAUGGAAAUCAAAAAGGUCAGAAGUGCGAGCCGACAAAAGACUGUCAAAGAUCGGAGGGGCGAAUGGGAAGAACUCAACCGGAAAUCGACCGCAUUUGCAGCUCUCCAACAAGACGAUGCGGGAGACGAUGACGAUGACGAUGACGAUGCCAUGGCCGAAAAUCCCGAGAAACCCAAGACCAAACCAAAUCCUUUCGCAUCUGCAAAUGUGGCGGAGACCCCGGCUGCGAGCGACCCUGCGCUGCUUGACGAAGAUGAUGAGAUCACCUGA
This is a messenger RNA of Penicillium cinerascens, 519 nucleotides long. RefSeq names its product Alb1 domain-containing protein. Gene Ontology annotation, biological process: ribosomal large subunit export from nucleus. The record is from RefSeq and is a predicted model, not a curated record. Lineage: Eukaryota; Fungi; Ascomycota; Eurotiomycetes; Eurotiales; Aspergillaceae. The transcript has 3 exons. Bases 1 to 519 code for a protein of 172 amino acids. Gene Ontology annotation, cellular component: preribosome, large subunit precursor; nucleolus.